CAAGCACUUCCGCUUUAAGCCGGAAGCGCUCUGGCUCGCGGGGGAGAGUCAGUCGGGAGCUGAGGCGACCGCGCAGCGUGGCUGCGAGAGCGACCCGGCUGCGGUACUUGAGGACUCCGGCGGGCGCAGAGAUGUUGACUCCCGCCUUCGACCUCAGCCAGGACCCCGACUUCCUGAUAAUAGCCAUCCGCGUGCCCUACGCCCGCGUCUCCGAGUUUGAUGUCUACUUUGAGGGGGUGGACUUCAAGUUCUAUGCCAAGCCGUACUUUCUCAGAUUAACCCUUCCUGGGAGAAUUACAGAAAAUGGAAAUGAACAAGGAUCCUAUGAUGCAGAUAAAGGGAUUUUCACCAUUCGACUGCCAAAAGAAACUCCUGGCCAACAUUUUGAAGGCUUGAACAUGCUAACUGCUCUUCUGGCACCAAAGAAAUCCAGGACUGCAAAACCACUUGUGGAAGAAAUAGGUGCUUCCAAGGUUUCUGAGGAAGAGGUGGAGGAUGAGGAUGAAGAGUUUGAUUGGGAAAUUGAACAAUCUCCCUACACCGAGGAAUCCGAAAGUGCUCUGGAUCCACAGUGUUGCUAUGGAUUUGGAAACUUACGGUCUGGAGUCUUCCAGCGGUUACAGGAUGAACUGAGUGAUGUCAUUGACAUAAAAGAUCCAGAUCUCACCCCUGCUGCAGAAAGAAGACAGAAACGCCUGGCUGCUGAAUUGACCAAGUUUGAUUCUGAUCAUUACCUAGCUGACUUUUUUGAAGAUGAAGCAGUUGAACAGGUUUUGAAGUAUAAUCCUUGGUGGACUGAAGUAUACUCUAAAAGGGUAACCUCUUUGGGAGAGAAUCGGGAGCAAGAAAAUCAUGAUGUAUUAGUGUCAUUUUCUGAAGAGGAGAAAUACCAGCUUCGAAAAUUCACCAAUAAAUCUUACGUGCUGGACAAGAGAGCUCUUCGUCAGGUGUACUACAGUUUGAUCGACAUCCUUUUGGCAUAUUGCUAUGAAACACGAGUCACCGAAGGAGAGAGGAAUGUCGAAUCUGCUUGGACUAUCAGAAAGCUGAGCCCGACACUGUGCUGGUUUGAGACUUGGACUAAUGUUCACGAAAUCCUGGUGUCUUUUGGAAGAAGAGUUCUGUCCUUCCCACUUUAUCGUCAUUUCAAGCUGGUGAUGAAAGCCUACAGAGACACUAUAAAGAUACUGCAACUAGGUAAAAGUGCAGUUCUAAAGUGUCUACUGGAUAUCCACAAAAUUUUUCAGGAAAAUGACCCAGCUUACAUUCUCAAUGAUCUGUACAUCUCAGACUACUGUGUGUGGAUUCAGAAAGCCAAGUCCAAAAAGUUGGCAGCUCUUUCAGAAGCCUUGAAGGAAGUAUCUCUGACAAAGGCCCAGCUGGGGCUGGAACUGGAAGAACUGGAGGCAGCAGCACGUCUUGUCCAGGAGGAAGAGACCGCAUCAAAAGCAAGCCAUUCUGUUUCCGGGCAGCAGACUUCUUGCUCCAGCUCUGAAGGAAGUGACUCAGAGGAGUCAGGGAGCACCACAUCUUCUGAGACCCAAGACUCAGAGUCAGAACAAGAGGAGCCCAGUGAGAGUAAAUCUGAGGCAACAGAGUCUUUGUGUGGCCCAUUUGUGGAGGAAAGCAGCGCCCUGCUCAUUGAUGCGGGUGGGCCGUGCAGAGACCCUGUACCGAGCGCCGAUGAGAGCCAGGAGAAGCCAGGCACCUUAUCCACAGUUCUCGAUAGAACUGGGCCUCUAAUCGAGGAGCUGGGAGAACAGUUGGCGACUGUAGUUCAGAUUUCUGGGACUGAGAGUGAUGCUGCUGGAAACCACAGCAGUGUACAGAACAGAGACACCACUCAGACCCCAUGUGAUUGACUCUAAAUGGAGAGGUGGAUGUCAGACUGGGCUUUACUCACAGAAUUAGAAUCCUCCACUUGCACUGUAUUUUUCCUUGAGUGUGUACAACAUUGUUUCUCCAAUGAACUAAUGUGUAUACCUGUCAAUUUCCUUGCCACUUUAAAAAAUAAAGUUCUACACAGGUGGGAAGCCCUGUGUUCAACCCCAUGUAACACUUUAAAGAUAAUAAAAGUACUAACAUAUUGAUAUUUUAA
This is a messenger RNA of Erinaceus europaeus (western European hedgehog), 2098 nucleotides long. RefSeq names its product SHQ1, H/ACA ribonucleoprotein assembly factor (gene SHQ1). Gene Ontology annotation, cellular component: nucleoplasm; cytoplasm. Bases 132 to 1862 code for a protein of 576 amino acids. The record is from RefSeq and is a predicted model, not a curated record. Gene Ontology annotation, biological process: box H/ACA snoRNP assembly. The transcript has 11 exons. Lineage: Eukaryota; Metazoa; Chordata; Mammalia; Eulipotyphla; Erinaceidae.